Messenger RNA from Knipowitschia caucasica, 372 nucleotides. The record is from the annotation of a GenBank genome assembly. Lineage: Eukaryota; Metazoa; Chordata; Actinopteri; Gobiiformes; Gobiidae.
AUGAACUGCGACACAUGGAGGGACCACGGACGAGCAAAGUCCUCCUCAGAGUGUCGCAGUUAUAGUGUCAUGACCCCUCCUGCUCCUCCUGGACCCCUGCUGCUCCUCCAGGACCCCUCCUGCUCCUCCUGGACCCCUCCUCCUCCUCCUGGACCCCUCCUGCUCCUCCUGGACCCCUCCUGCUCCUCCUGGACCCCUCCUCCUCCUCCUGGACCCCUCCUGCUCCUCCUGGACCCCUCCUGCUCCUCCUGGACCCCUCCUGCUCCUCCUGGACCCCUCCUGCUCCUCCUGGACCCCUCCUGCUCCUCCAGGACCCCUCCUGCUCCUCCAGGACCCCUCCUGCUCCUCCUGGACCCCUCCUCCUCCUCCUAG